This is a messenger RNA of Indicator indicator, 3606 nucleotides long. RefSeq names its product Mov10 like RISC complex RNA helicase 1 (gene MOV10L1). NCBI's taxonomy places the organism in Eukaryota, Metazoa, Chordata, Aves, Piciformes, Indicatoridae. The transcript is spliced from 26 exons. The coding region runs from base 1 to 3606 and encodes 1201 amino acids. Gene Ontology annotation, molecular function: helicase activity. The record is from RefSeq and is a predicted model, not a curated record.
AUGCUUGGACUCUUCUCUAAGGCGCUCUCCUACUUCUGGAGGCGUGCAGAUGACAAAGAAGGAGAAGAGGAGAGAUGGGACGACUCAGGUGAUAAAGAAUUAAAAACUGUGCAAGGAGUAGUGACUAGAUUUUGCCAUGAUUAUGGGAUGAUAGAUGACAUGAUCAUUUUCACCAGGGAUGCUGUUACAAAAAAUAUGCUGCUGACCAUUGGGCAGGAAGUUACUGCCACUGUUGAAGAGGAUAGAACAUCAGGUGGCUUGAAGGCCUUGAGGGUAGAUGCUGUCCAGAAUACAUGGGAAAGCUCCACCUCUACUUGUGAGGCUUCUGAACUAAAUAUGAAAAUAUUAAUCGGCAAUAUUACCUCUCUCUCUAAGGAUGGUGGCUAUAUUAAUCAGAAUACUUUUUUUGCAAUGGAAAACGUCUGUGAAGGCUUCACACCUUAUGAAGGUGACUGGGUGCAAGCAAAAUAUUUUAUUAACCCAACAACAUGGAACAGUGAAGCAGUUGCUGUAAAGCCUUUGAGAUACAAGCCAGUAGACAAGGUUCGCAUUUCCAGGAUCUGGGGAAGAAGUGGUACUGUAGAUGAGAGUAUAUUUUUCACUUUGGAUUCACUGAAACUUCCCAAUGGCUAUUCACCUUGUAGACAUGAUCUAGUGAACACGGUCGUGGUGGAGAGCAGUCAGUCGUGUUAUAUUUGGAGAGCUCUUUGCCUGGUGCCAGUCAGCCAGAAUGGACAAUCUCACUCUAAUGAAGUCGAUCUGGAUGAGUCCUAUGAAAUCUUAAUGAGAGACAAAAGAUUGGAAGUACCAAGAAUGACUGAUUUUGGAACUCUGAAGCAGGGGGAAUCUAAAAAAAUCAUCAUUUGGAUAGAGAAUAAAGGAAGUAUUCCACAGUCCUUAAUCAGCUGCAGAUUAGCUGGAUGGGUGAAAGACAAGCAAUUCAGUUUUCAGAUUCCUCAAAAAUAUGAGAACAGUCCAGAGGCCUAUCUGUCAUCCUUUCCAAUAAAUCAAGAAACCCUUUCAAAAGCUGCAAUUAAUUCAUGUAAUGACAAUGGAAAAGCAACCUAUGAGUCAUUGAAAAAUGCAUCAAUUACGAAGAAUGGAGUCAUUCAAGAAGGAAUUAAUCAUCAGGAUAAACAUUUAUCAAAGGCAAAAGAAAACUUUUCUGUGGUGAAAUGUGAAAAUCUACAUAAUGAAAAAAAUGAGCAAAGAGGUGAUGUGGAACAGCCAGUAGAGCAUGUUGAUAAUCCUGGAGAAAUUGUUGUACCACCAGGUGGAAAGAUAUCCAUAGUGAUCAUAUGCACAGCUGUAAUUCCUGGGUACAGUAAAGAACUCCUGUUGCUUGGUUUUUCUGAUAUUACUGUUGGACACUGUAUUGAAGCCACUGUAACAACUGAAGAAGAAUUAUUGAUAACACCUGUGGAACCAUUUUCUCUGAGGAGGCCUAAAAAUACUCCAGAACCUCAGCCAAGGAAGACAGCAGUGAUUGCCCCUAAAUACAAAAGAACUUCCAGAAAGUUGCCAAGCUUCCUCCCAUAUUAUACCAUACCAGAUGAGUUAAGAAAAUGUGUGGAGCAGAGGUUAGACAUCCUGACCUUUCAGCCCCUCCUAGCAGAGCAUCUUAAUCUAGAUAAUUAUAAGCCCAAAUUUUCUACUCUCUUGUGGCUUGAAGAGAUCCACGCAGAAAUGGAAAUAAAAGACUUUAACAUGAGUGGUGUUACUCUGAAAAGGAAUGGAAACUUCUUGGUGUUGGAAGUGCCAGGAGUGGAAGAGGGCAGACCUCGCCUGGUUACAGGUGAUAAGGUGAUACUGAAAAGUCAGGUCUACUCUGAGCAUGUAAUAGAGUACAUUGGCUAUAUUACUGAGAUAUGUAAUGAGGAUGUUACUCUUAUGUUUAAUGCAGACUUUGAACAGACUUACAACUUGGAACCCAUGGAUGUAGAAUUUGUUCAUAGCAGGCUUCCUAGCAGGAGAUGCCACAUGGCAGUUGAGCAAGCUGUCCACCUGGGUGUGAAAGUCUUAUUUCCAGAAAAGCUUGCCUUAAAAUCGCCACAAGCUGUAAAGACCCAGAAUACUACUGAGUAUUGUGGUGUUGAUGACCUUCAACAGUGUUCCCAGCAAGAAAGAAAGGUCAAAAAAAUGCAGAGCAAACAGGCAAAAUGGAUGGCUUCAAGGGACACGGACAUAACAGAUGUGACAAGAGUAGCUGCACGAGCAAACCCACAUGUUGGUGAAACUGUGACACUUAAACAGAGAGAUGGUGCAUUUUUCAAUCCUGUGUUGAAUGAGCAACAGAAACUGGCAGUGAAAAGGAUCUUGAGUGGUGAAUGUCGUCCAAUACCUUACAUUCUCUUUGGACCACCAGGAACUGGGAAGACAGUAACAGUAAUUGAAGCUAUUUUACAGAUACAUUAUACUCUGCCAGACAGUCGAAUUUUGGUUUGUGCACCAUCAAACGCUGCAACAGAUUUGAUUUGCUUGCGUCUUCAUGAAAGCAAUAUGUUAAAGCCAGGAGCUAUGGUCCGAAUUAAUGCUAGUUUCAGGUCAACAGAGCAAAUUGAUGACCUAGUGAAACCUUACUGCAAAGAUGGUGAAGAUAUUCAGAAAGCAUUGUGGUUCAGGAUAAUAGUUGUCACAUGCAGCAGUGCAGGAAUGUUUUAUCAAACAGGAAUAAGGCUUGGACACUUUACUCAUGUGAUUGUGGAUGAGGCAGGGCAAGCAAGUGAACCAGAGAGCCUGAUUCCCAUUGGAUUGAUUUCAGAAGCUAAUGGACAGAUAAUUCUUGUCGGAGAUCCAAAGCAGUUAGGGCCAGUAAUAAAAUCUAAAAUUGCACUGGCUUUUGGAUUAAAUGUAUCCUUGCUGGAAAGACUGACAUCAAGAGAGAUAUAUGAGAGAGAUGAGAAUGCUUUUAGUACCUGUGGAGCAUAUAAUCCUUUGUUGAUCACAAAACUUAUAAAGAACUACAGGUCACAUUCUGCAUUGCUUGCCUUGCCAUCUCAGUUGUUUUAUCAUAAGGAACUAGAAGUUUGUGCAGACGAUUCAGUAGUAACUGCUCUGUUGCAUUGGAGCAAAUUGCCCCGGAAGGGAUUUCCAUUAAUUUUUCAUGGAAUAAGGGGCAGUGAAGCCCGUGAAGGUCACAGUCCCUCAUGGUUUAAUGCAGCUGAAGCAGUUCAGGUAAUGCGGUACUGUUGCCACCUUGCUAAAAAUGAAAAUGCUGCAGUGUCGGUGGCUGAUAUUGGAGUGAUUACACCGUAUCAUAAACAGGUGGAAAAAAUUAGAUUUCUUCUGAGAAGUAUUGAUUUGGCAGACAUUAAAGUUGGCACAGUAGAAAUGUUUCAAGGACAGGAAUACACAGUUACCAUCUUAUCAACAGUGCGAUCUCAUGGAGGUUUAUUUGGUGAUGACAGACACUGUUUGGGAUUUCUCUCUAACCCUAAGAGAUUUAAUGUAGCAAUUACUAGAGCAAAAGCUUUGCUGAUCGUUGUGGGAAAUCCUCAUGUUCUUGUGAAAGAUCCCUGUUUCUGUGCACUGUUAGAAUACAGUGUAAUGAACAGAGUUUAUGUGGGUUGUGACUUGCCUUUAGAACUGCAACACCUGCAGGAGUAA